Messenger RNA from Plenodomus lingam JN3, 321 nucleotides. Its product is annotated as mitochondrial 37S ribosomal protein mS33. The record is from RefSeq and is a predicted model, not a curated record. Gene Ontology annotation, cellular component: mitochondrion. NCBI's taxonomy places the organism in Eukaryota, Fungi, Ascomycota, Dothideomycetes, Pleosporales, Leptosphaeriaceae.
AUGGCGGUCCCACGGCAACGAAUACUGGACAUCAUGAGGGUCCAAUGUAGUGUCUUUAAUACCACAUAUAACCCAGAACGCCUCCGCGUAGGAUCGCGCAUCCUUCACCAGCGCCUCAAGGGGCCCUCUGUCGCUUCAUACUACCCACCACGUAUCGGAACAAUCAGUCAAUUGCGAUCGCUAUAUGGAGAGCACCAGUUGAUUGACGAAGAUGAGGAGGACUGGCUGGAGCAUCUGAAUGUUGCCAAGUCAAGAGGAAAGGGCGCACCAAAGAAGAAGAGGACUGCUGCGGAAUCAAAGAAGUUCAACAAGAGGAAGUAA